GCUAGCGACGAAAAGCGUCAUCAGUAACCACUUUUCCUUUACAUAUUUCUCCAAAUAACAUCAUUCAGAAUCGAAGUCGUGAUGUCUGCAAUGGCAAAAAAUAGAAUCAAGAGUUCAUGGACGCCACUCACCAACGAUGAACAGAAUAACAAGCUUUUUGAAGAAAGAAGAACUUUAAUUGGAAAAUGGUUCGACAAGUGGAGUGACAACCAGCGUAAACAAAUAAUCGAGGACCUAAUCCUGAGGUGCAAAGUAAAGCAGCUCGAAUUCGCCGCUGAAAUCCUGAAGACCAAAGUGCCGGUCCAUCGCGAUGACUUCACACGAGAAUUACCGAGGGUCAUCACUUUAUACAUCCUUUCAUUUCUGGAUCCACGCAGUUUGUGUCGAUGUGCCCAGGUUUGUUGGAACUGGAAGCACUUGAGUGAAGCCGACCAGAUCUGGAUGCCAAAAUCGAUUCGCCUCGGCUGGUAUUUGACCUUUGACCCCAGUCCUCAUGAGAUUGGCAUUUGGAAGAGAAAUUACAUUGAAAAUGUCAACCUGUUGAACUUUCUGGCUCCAAAGGAGACGCCACGCAUGACUGCGCGGAGUUGCACAAGUUUGGACACAUAUAGAUACAGCGAAUACGGCGACGGAAUUCAGUCAUCACCCGUCCCCCUCCAGGAACGACUUGACAGACUCUCCAUAAAGGUUGCCAAGGAGAAGAAAGAGAAGGCCAAGACAAUGUCGCCAGCGCCGUGGAAGGGUUCAGAUAAAGUUCCGACUGAUACGUGGCGAUACAAUUACCUGAAAAAUGACGAUGAAAUAGAGAAAGUGAAGAAACUGAGGAAGAAGGGAUUCUACGGACAGGAUGCCGUGAAAAUUGAAAGUUCUGCCAAAUUUAAAAUCAAGUCAGGAGCAAGCCUCUCAUCUGCCAAUAAAAAUAAACCAAGAACUAUACCUAAAGUGAGCUACAAUACUGAAGAACUAGACACAGAAGGACGUCCACAGUGGGCUAAGUUCCAGAGUGGCGCCCCAUUUGUGAACAAGAGUGAGUUGGGAGAAUCGAAGACGAUGGAUGCAUCGGAUCGGCCCGGACCCGUCCACCGAAUAAGAGUGCCACCACAGAGGAGUGACAGAGAUCCGCCAAGCUCAAAUUUGUUUCCACAUGGUCAAGCUUGGACGCAACCGGCGCACGACUCCGACGAGGAGUGACCAAGAUCGGUGACAGCUGAGAUAUUAGAAUAAAUAGACAUUGAGAGUUUUGUCCAUUGGUGAUUAGGUCUCGACUGUGAGACUACAGGACCAUGUCCAUGAUCACAGGAGUGAUUUCGUUGUUCUUUCUGAUGUUUAACUUGGAAGACAGCAUUCAAGAGGGCAGCCUGGGGACUUGAAUUCGGAAAUUAUUAGGUCAGACAUUCAAGAGGCAUUUUCGCCUCGAGUGUUGAAUACUGUGAAAAGGGUUGAGAGCGAACAUAGGCCAUUUUGGAGGGCACUGAUUCCCGCGGAACUGGUUCCCGCGGACCUCUAACAGUUUGUAUAGUGUACCUUCUGAUGUCAGUAUUGGCAUCUCCUUACAGAAAGUUCGAAGUUGACUGGUGCAUGUUAUUGUGUUUACAUAUAGAUGUAGGUCAGCUAUACAGCUUGUAUGGGUUGGGGUAUUCAAGUUUUGCAGCACAAGAGAAAUUGUCCAUUUGCAAAACGGGCCAGUUGGGUUUUUCAGAAUUAUUCAUUCAGUCUUUUUAGUGCAAACAGUUCCGUCCCAAUAUUCUGUCCAUCCGUCCUAUUUCUUGGUAAACUUAUUACUGCAAUGCUCCUACUUCAGUUUUGAACAGAAAGGCUCGGUGUAGAUGUACACAUGAAGUUUGAAGAAGAAGCAUUUGCUAGUCUUUAUUCAUAUCACCCUUUGUAUGUGUAUUCAAGAACUUAUUUAUUUACUCAUUCAUCAUGCCUAGAGAUCACUGUAAUAUAUUUUAUGGAAAUUUAGCUUUAUUAGAUAGACUAGAAGUAAAGUUGGCGCUUAGAUAGCAGAAAAAAUUGUCAAUCAGUUGUAAAAUUUUCAAACAUCAUCAAGUCUUGUAAUAUUCAUACUGUAUACACUUUUGGUAAAAUAAACAAAUCAUUUUACAAUUCA
Lineus longissimus is the source of this 2110-nucleotide messenger RNA. Its product is annotated as F-box only protein 16-like. The coding region runs from base 82 to 1191 and encodes 369 amino acids. The record is from RefSeq and is a predicted model, not a curated record. Gene Ontology annotation, molecular function: protein binding. The transcript is spliced from 9 exons. NCBI's taxonomy places the organism in Eukaryota, Metazoa, Nemertea, Pilidiophora, Heteronemertea, Lineidae.